Symbiodinium natans is the source of this 369-nucleotide messenger RNA. NCBI's taxonomy places the organism in Eukaryota, Dinophyceae, Suessiales, Symbiodiniaceae. The record is from the annotation of a GenBank genome assembly.
AUGGCCCAGCAGGGCACGGUAUUGCAGAAGGGGCAGAUCAAGCGCAAGCGCUAUGUAGGUUACGAAGAGCUGGCCGCGGCCGUGAACUCCAAAAGGCCACAGCACGAAUCCAAGGGGCAGAUCGAGCACGUCACGGCCGACUUGGUGCAGAUGCGCGCGCACGGUGAGCGUCUCUCCCGGUUGGCCGAGUUCCGGGACGAGAAGCUGAAGAUUCUACUGGAAGCGCUCGCCGAGUUGGAUCAGGACUCUGCAGCAGAGCAGAGUUUCCGCGAGGAGACGUUCCCCGACGAGGUUGCAGAGCACGCGGCCAGCAUCGUCUGUGACCCAUCGCCGCCGAACACGACAGAAGCCGUCGAAGUCGUGUCGUAG